AGUGAAGCUGGAAGACUGCAGUCAAACACUGGAGCUGAAUGUCAACAUUAAAGAUGAAGAAGAGGAGGAGAAGAUUGGGACAUCUGUUUCUCAUGCUUGUUCCAGUUUCUGCCAAUAUCCAGGAAUUUCGCACAGCCAUUGAAGAGCAAUGGGUCAACAUUCCACAGGCCACAAUCAACAGCCUGAAUAACUCUAUGUAAAGGAGACGUGUCCCGGAGGAGGGGGCAGCAGCUACCCACUUCUCCAGUGCUUCAUUUGUAAAUUGGGAGGUGCUGGAACCAAAAGUGAUCCCAAGAGGGGGGGGUGACCUGAGGUACCAGAACACAUUAAAUAAAAUACCUUUUAUAAUAAAGCAUUGCAUGCAUUACCAUGGCUUUAGCAUACUGGCAAAGAGUAGUGGUGUGGAGCUGCUUGCAGAAGUUGCACACAUGGAGUACAUUUAUUGUAGCCUGGAGUCCUGGAAAAAUGUGGCCUUUUGUAAACAGAUUUAUUGCGGUUCUACAUCAUUUUAUAUGGCUGGAGACUUUUGCAGAUUUUUUAAAAAUGCCUCAUAAAUGACCAAAAUGACAGACUACUUUGACACUGACAAACUGAGAAUCUGAGGUCAAUAUAAACGACCGUGUCUCUAAUCCAUCAAUAGCCUAGGCCAGGUGUGAGGAGAAACACAUUGUACAAUAUGAGGGGAAGUUAUAGUCCUAAACAAGCUUUCCAGUUUCACUGACUCACCCAAUGAUGUGCAGCUCACUCACCGGACAAAAGCUUAUCUCUCUUGCUUUACUUUGUAAAAACAAUGCUGUUCUCUCAAUAGACCUAUUUGGAAGUUGAUAACUUGGUAACAGACAGAUUUGUAUGUUCUAUUCAGCAGGAUCUAUUUGCUUUACAACCUGUGUUUUCUAGCGAUGGUAUUAGAAAUAUUAUAGGAAAUAAAUGAAGUGCAAUGCUGGAGAGAUGAGUUGUCGGCUCAUGUCUAUAACAACACAGAGGGAGAGAGAUCAUCCAAAGUGAAUCUCAUUUUAGUUCUGUGAGAGAUACAGGCGUGCUUCUCUCUCACCACAGCAAUGGUCUAAAUAGGCUACAAUGUUGCAUAAACCUGGGACAGCCCAACAUGAAUCAAUUCUUAGAAUAUCAGGCACGUUUUCACAUUACGUUUUUUUAGGAGGCAUGACAAUUGCAGAGGAAUCCAAAUGUAAUCACUGAUGGCUUUUAUUUUGAUUUUUACAUUGCAAAUAGUGGACAUGUAUUUUUCAUGCCACAAGAGCUUGGUUACCUGAUCCUGACAAAGAACGAAAGACUACGAAACUGAGAGGUGCCGGAAGAUCCGGCUCAAAUUAAGUACCGCCCUUCUCAUAUAAUGGGAUAGGGACAUAAUAAUCCCUGAAAGCACCGAGGGUUGCACCAUGUUUUUUAUAACUAAACCGGUCGGUUCCAAUGGGAAGAAAUUAGUCAUUGUGGGCAGAGCCAAGCACACUCUAGCGAGAUCCUAUUGGCACGUCCGAGCACACAUCAGCAUAUUUAUGUUAGGGAACGCCUCCUCUGUAAAUACUUAUUAUGAAUCCCCAUUAGCUGAUGCUGUGUUUUUUAUUUAAAUAAAAUGGUACUGCGUACUUGUGGAAUAGAGUUCCAUGUAGUGAUGGCUCUAUGUAGUAGCAUCCCAUGCUAGGUAGCAUCCGUUAACGUAUUAUCACGUUUGGUAAAGGGUUGAUGUGUUAUUUUUGUGUCAAACCGAGUGAACGUGAUACACAUAGAUAGUCACAUAGCUAGACACUUCGGGUUUGUCUGAAUGGAUGUACAUCAUUUCCUCAAGGUCAUUUAAUAAAGAAUCCAUUUAUUUGGGAUUUCUGAGUUCGUUUGGCAUGUUUUUGGUUUUGUGUAAAAUUCACGAGCUGGUCAAAUGGCGGCGCCCACUCGGUCUGCGUCAACGAACUAAAGAAAGCAGGUGCAGAGAGACAUUUUCACCGUUGCACUACAGUUUUGAAGCUUAAUGCAGACUAUAAUGAAGUAUGAGAACAAUGAGGACAAGCUUAGCCUGCCACUCUCCUUCCACAGUGAGUCCAAACCUACAGUCACUGGGUCCUGAAUGUGACAGUGGAGCCCAGUUUGCACUGGAGGAUCCAGAGAUGGCAUCAGUGAAGCUGGAAGACUGCAGUCAAACACUGGAGCUGAAUGUCAACAUUAAAGAUGAAGAAGAGGAGAUUGGGAAAUCUGUUUCUCAUGGUCACAUUGAGACAUCCUCUACAUCCAGAGAGCAGAAGCAGGGAGAUCACAGAGCUAAGAGGUUUCACCACUGCCCACAUUGUGAGGAGAUUUUCCCAUAUCUAUCAAAGCUAAAAAUACACCUAAAAACACACACAGGAGAAAAUCUAUAUUCCUGUGCUGACUGUGGGAAAAGAUUCACAACAUCACAUUCUCUGACAGUUCAUCAGAGAGUGCACACAGGUGAGAAGCCUUACUCCUGCUCUACCUGUGGGGGGAGAUUCUCUCGACGGAGCCACUUAAAGAGACACCAACAUAUACACACAGGAGAGAAGCCUUACUCUUGCUCUGACUGUGGAAAAUGCUUCGCAACAUCAUCUGACCUAACAGUUCACCAGAGAACACACACAGGAGAGAAGCCUUUUUCCUGCUCUGACUGUGGGGGGAGAUUCUCUCAACUGAGCAGUUUAAAAAAACACCAACAUAUACACACAGGAGAGAAGCCUUACUUCUGCUCUGACUGUGGGAAGAGUUUCUCGCUAUUGGAUACCUUAAAAGCACAUGCACGUAUACAUACAGGAGAAAAGCCUUACUCUUGCUCUGACUGUGGGAAGAGGUUCUCUCAACGGAGCAACUUAAAAAUACACCAACGUUUGCAUACAGGAGAAAAGCCUUAUUCCUGCCCGGACUGUGAAAAGAGUUUCUCCCAAUUGGAUAAGUUAAAUAGUCACCAGCGAAUACAUACAGGGGAGAAGCCUUACUUCUGCUCUGACUGUGGGACUUGUUUCAGCCAAAUUGAUACGUUAAAAUGUCACCAGCGAAUACAUACAGGAGAGAAGCCUUACUCUUGCUCUGACUGUGGGCAGAGUUUCUCUCAACACAGCAGCUUAAAGAAACACCAACGUAUACACACAGGAGAGAAGCCUUACUCCUGCUCUGAAUGUGGGACUAGUUUCUCUCUACAGGACAGCUUGAAAUCACACCAACGUAUACACACAGGAGAGAAGCCUUACUUCUGCUCUGACUGUGGAAAGAAUUUCUCUCGACACAGCAGCUUAAAGAAACACCAGCGUAUACACACAGGAGAGAAGCCUUACAUCUGCUUUGAAUGUGGGAAGAGUUUUACAACAUCAAGUGCACUGACAGUUCAUCAGAGAGUGCACACAGGAGAGAAGCCAUACUCCUGCUCUGACUGCGGGGGAAGUUACUCUCGACUGGGAAACUUAGAAACACACCAUCGUACACAUACGGGAGAGAAGCCUUACUCUUGUUCUGACUGUGGUAAAUGCUUCACAACAUCAAGUGCUCUGACUGUUCAUCAGAAAACACACACAGGAGAGAAGCACACCAACGGAUACACACAAGCCAAGAGUUUUGCAGAUUAAAAUCUUACGUUUUCGGUGGAUUGACAAUGGACCCUUAUUAAAGUAUCAAUUUUUGGUAACAGUUCUCUCAAACCAGCUAUGAUUAAAGUCACUCCAUCACUUAAUUCUCAUUAAAGAAGUGGUAACAGUGAAUUGGAUCAAAUGAAGAAAGUGUAGAACACUAUUGUAAUCCUAUUGUUUCUCACUGUGAGAGAACUGUGCAGAGGAAAAGGAGCAUUACAGAAUGUUAGCCUCUCUUUACUGAUCAGUGUGCAUCUUGUCAGUUUUGGUGUUUUGUUAGCGUCUACUGCAAAGAUAUUUAGAUGACCUUGGAUUGGCCCUUAGUGUUGAAUAUCCUCUUAGGUUUCUCUUGUUGAAACAAUGGAGUCUGAUGGUUGACUGGAUAGUACUGCUUCCUUCUGUAGUUUUCUGUGGGAAUGAGCAAGUACACACAGCAUGUAUGAGAUAGAGAUGGUGUGAUGAUCAGUUUUCAGCAUAUAUAUAUAUAGAGAGGAGCACAGUUAGCUCUGGAUAACAUGACAACAGCCUAACCAGCUAGGGCGAGUAAAAUGGUCAGUUGGGUGUCCUCUCAUUUGUGUCUGGAUGUAGCUAGCAAGCAAGCCAAUUUUAGCCAGUUAGCUGUGGACGAUGCUGAAUGGGCAAAGAAGAGCUCUCCAGUAGGUACCAAAACAUUCAAAGGCCAUUUUCUCAGAAGUGAGGUUACAAGUAUCAAGUUAAUGGCCGAGCUGGUCGCCCGGCCAAACUGAGAUAUUGGGGGAGAAGGACCUUUGUCAGGGAGGUGACCAAGAACCCAAUGGUCACUCUGACAAAGCUCCAGAGUUCCUCUGUGGAGAUGGGAGAACCUUCCGGAAGGACAACCAUCUCUACAGCACUUUGCCAAUCAGCACAUGACUUCCCGCUUGGAGUUUGCCAAAAGGCACCUAAAGGACUCUGACCAUGACAAACAAGAUUCUCUGGUCUGAAUAAACCAAGAUUGAACUCUUUGGCCUGAAUGCCAAGCUUCACAUCUGGAGGAAACCUGGCACCAGCCCUACGGUGAAGCGUGGUGGAAGCAGCAUCGUGCUGUGAGGAUGUUUUUCAACCGCAGAGACUGGGAGACUAGUCAGGAUCGAGGGAAAGAUGAACAGAGAUCCUUGAUGAAACCUGCUUCAGAACGCUCAGGACCUCCGUCUGGGGCGAAGGAUCACCUUCCAACAGGACAACACAGGGAUGGCUUCAGAACAAGUCUCAAUGUCCUUGAGUGGCCCAGCCAGAGCCCGGACUUGAACCCGAUCGAACAUCUCUGGAGAGACCUGAAAUUAGCUGUGCUGCGACGCUCCCCAUCCAACCUGACAGAGAUUGAGAGGAGAUAAGAAUGGGAGAAACUCACCAAAUACAGGUGUGCCAAGCUUGAAGUGUCAUAACCAGGAAGACUCAAGGCUGUAAUCACUGCCGAAGGUGCUUCAACAGAGUAAAGGGUCUUAAUGUAUUUAAGUUUUUUUUUUUUUUUGCAAAUAUUUAUAAAGACCCGUUUUUGCUUUGUCAUUAUGGGGUAUUGUGUGUAGAUUAAGUAACGCAACAAAAUGUGGGAAAAAGUCUAGGUAUCUGAAUACUUUGUGUGUGUGUGUGUGUGUGUGUGUGUGUGUGUGUGUGUGUGUGUGUGUGUGUGUGUGUGUGUGAUGUGGUAGCCUACCUUGUUCAGUUAAUAAAGUCAACGCAGUAUUAAGAUUAUUAAUAAUGGUUUUUGCAUAAUAAGCUAAUAGCCUCUGUCUCUUGUGCAAUACUCACCUGUGAUCUGCUGGCCUUUCCUUAAACCCUCCUUAGCUCUUGGACUCUUAUUGGAAGAGAGAAGCAAGCUUUUUUUUGCUGAAUAUUAAUUACAGCAGCCAAUAGAACUCAUGGGUAGUUUGAAAGAGCCAACGCUCAAUGGUGGUAGAAUAUAUAGAAGUUAUUGAUUCACACCCAUAACCAUUCAAUCUUCGUGAAGAGAAAGCCGUCUGCAUCUUAUUGUAGUCGUAUAUUAUCUUAUUGUAGUCCUGUAUUAUCUUAUUGUAGUCGUAUGUUAUCUUAUUGUAGUCCUGUAUUAUCUUAUUGUAGUCCUAUGUUAUCUUAUUGUAGUCGUAUAUUAUCUUAUUGUAGUCCUAUAUCAUAUUGUAGUCCUAUAUUAUUCUAGUCCUAUAUUAUUGUAGUCCUAUAUAUUAUCAUAUUGUAGUCCUAUAUUAUUGUAGGUCUAUUAUUGUAGUCCUAUUUUAUUGUAGUCCUAUCAUAUUGUAGUCCUAUAUUAUCAUAUUGUAGACCUAUAUUAUUGUAGUCCUAUAUCAUAUUGUAGACCUAUAUUGUAGUCCUAUAUUAUCAUAUUGUAGACCUAUAUUGUAGUCCUAUAUUAUCAUAUUGUAGACCUAUAUUGUAGUCCUAUAUUAUCAUAUUGUAGACCUAUAUUGUAGUCCUAUAUUAUCAUAUUGUAGACCUAUAUUGUAGUCCUAUAUUAUCAUAUUGUAGACCUAUAUUGUAGUCCUAUAUUAUUCAAGCAUGUCAUUACAAUAAUAAAGAUGAGGACAACAGGACUUAUUUAACUGUUGAAAGUCAGGAAGGAAUGACGCAACCAUAGAAAUAGGAGUUAGACUAAUAACAUUAGGGGAAAUAUUAUGAAUCCAUAUGCAUCCGCCUACUAAUUAUACAAAUGUAAAAUAGGCUCUAUUGUAUUUCAAAAUGAUUAUCACAUUUGCUAGCUUAUAAUUGUAACUUUGUAGGCCGCAUGUCCUGCACCAGAUUUGCAUGUUCUCUCCACAGUUCAUGGAAUGAAAGAGGUGAGUAAUUCCAGUCCAGAUAAUACAAUAUAAUACAGUCCACACUCAAAGAUUAGCCUACUGGAGCUAGUUUCAUGUAUUUACCCAAAAGAGCAUCGCUGCAUCGAUGGGCUUUUAUGUUUUCUGUGUGCAAUGUGAGGUAGCCUAUAUAUUAUAGGCUAUGUAUUGGAUAAUGGCACAAUCAUUUGGGGCCCACUCCAACGACACUAACCACAGUCCUAUCUCACACACCUCACGCUGCUUUGCACUCAGCAAUACCAGGAAGAGGAACAGACUUGGGUCAUCUUAUCAAUUGAGACUGAUUAUCUUAGAGGGGGUGAGUGGUGACUCGGCCUAGUUGGAAGGUAUAAUAAUGUGCUUGUAUUUGCAUCUGAAGCGUCCAGCGGGUUGAAUAAAUCUGGUUUGUGCUUUUUA
Messenger RNA from Oncorhynchus keta (chum salmon), 6778 nucleotides. RefSeq names its product zinc finger protein OZF-like. Lineage: Eukaryota; Metazoa; Chordata; Actinopteri; Salmoniformes; Salmonidae. Gene Ontology annotation, biological process: regulation of transcription by RNA polymerase II. Bases 2001 to 3578 code for a protein of 525 amino acids. The record is from RefSeq and is a predicted model, not a curated record. Gene Ontology annotation, cellular component: nucleus. Gene Ontology annotation, molecular function: DNA-binding transcription activator activity, RNA polymerase II-specific; RNA polymerase II cis-regulatory region sequence-specific DNA binding. The transcript has 5 exons.